AUGAAUUCAGGAAGACCCAAGACCAUUGAGAACUUGCCUGCACUCUACACCAUUUUCCAAGGAGAGGUUGGUAUGGUGACAGACUAUAGAGGUUUUAUCAAAAUCCCAUGCUGUCAGAAGCAAACUCUGGGUCAUCAAACUCACAUGUCAUCCUGUCGCAUGGAAAAGCCCUCUGAAAUAGAUGUCAGAGACAAAGUGUGGGUGAAGCUUAUUGGCCAAGCAAUGAAAAAUGAUAGGAUAAAAGUAUCCCUCUCCAUGAAAGUCAUCAACCAAGGGACUAGGAAAGACCUCAACCCCAACAAUGUUAUCACUGAGCAAGAAGAGAAGUGGAGGUGGUCCUUCCAGGAUUACACUGCACAGAUCACCCUUAAGGCUGUCCUGAACACUACCUGCAAGAAGUGUGGCUGUAAAGGCCACUUUGCAAAGGAUUAUUUUAUGCAACCAGGAGGCACCAAAUAUUCUCUGAUACCUUAUGAGGAAGAUGAGAAGGAAGAGGCAAAGUCAGCAGAGUUUGAGAAGCCCGACUCCAUGAGGAAUUCUUCUAGAAAAAGGAAGAAGAAAAAGAAACAUAGAGACAGGAAGUUAUCUGACCCUGACAGUUUAGACUGUGAGAAUGACACAGGCAAGAGGGCCAGAUAA
Zalophus californianus (California sea lion) is the source of this 639-nucleotide messenger RNA. RefSeq names its product nucleolar protein of 40 kDa-like. The coding region runs from base 1 to 639 and encodes 212 amino acids. Lineage: Eukaryota; Metazoa; Chordata; Mammalia; Carnivora; Otariidae. Gene Ontology annotation, molecular function: RNA binding. Gene Ontology annotation, biological process: RNA stabilization. The record is from RefSeq and is a predicted model, not a curated record. The transcript is spliced from 2 exons.